UCUUAAGUCUACUCUUAAACGAGGUGACUGUGUCUGCCUCCCGGACUGAAAUUGGAAGCUGGUUCCAUAAAAGAGGAGCUUGAUAACUAAUUACACAAAGUUCAAUAUCGGUGCCGUGUGGUUGUUGGUGUGCAGUAAAGUUACCGUGAAUGGAAACGCAUGAACUACAGAGAUCAUUGGAAGGCAUUGUCAACAUGAUUCAUAUUCCCCAACGUCAGAGUACAAGUGUGGAACGCCCCCCGCACAUAGACCUGCCCCCCAGCCUCCACAGAUGGGCCGCUCCAGAGGUCAUUAAGCGGCGAGCGUGCACGGCGCAGGCCGACAUCUACAGUCUGUGCGCUCUGAUCCAGGAAGUCUACACAGGUAGUGCUCACGUCCCCCUUAAAGGAGCAGCGUGGGGCAUUUAGAGCGGGAUCUCUCGGCAGAAAUGCAAUAUAAUACUGUGAACCGUGGGGCACAGUGGACCAGCACGGGAUCAAACAGGCGAUGGAUGCAGGCGAGGCCCUGGUAGUAGACAGCAGCAUUCCACAGCCUUAUUAUGAUGUGGUCCUGAGAGGUCUGCAGCACCACCCACAGGACCGCACAUGCAGCCUGCAGGGCCUGUGCUACACCCUACAGCAGGACAUCAAGGUGGGCCUCACCCUGCACGGUCAUAUUUAUGUUCAUACCUUCUCGAGUUACUAUUUCCAGAAUGCACACGGACGCAUCCUCAGAAGUCUUUCUGGGCCUGUUUGUGCGCUGCAGAGGUUCUCCCUGGAGGAGCAGAUGACUGGUGGGCUGUGUGAACAAGAUCGGGGGCCCGAGGUCCAGGCCACAGCACAGCAUAGGCCCAUUGUUGGGGAACCAGUACAGAGCGGUACAGAGCACAACACGCAAACACUUGUCCAUAGGACUGUCAGACUAGUCACAGGGCAGGCAGAAAGACAUGUCCACCUGGACAAACAUCUGUACAGAGGAGCAAAGCCACAGCCGGGGAGAGAACGUACGGAGGGAGAAUCCACGUUCCGCCAGGUGUACCCUUAUGCAGGCAUGCUUCCUCUGCUCGGUGAGUUUGACUCAGUCAGUUCCGAGGAAGAACCAGAGGAAGAACCAGAGGCGCACAUAGACAGGGAGUUCGUGGAGCAGCUGGAUGACCUGAACAUAGCAACGGAUCAGCAGAUGAGCACCAUUGCGGUGAACCUCAAAGUGUCCCGAGAGCUGCUGCGGCAGUCCAGCAGGAGCCUGGACAAAGUGGAAAAGCACCUCCAGCUGGACCACAGCGCCUCCUCUCGCGCCUCCUCCGUCUCGUCCUUCUCGACGUCCUCCACGAACCGUUCAGGAGUGAGCGCCGCUGUUGGACCGCCCUCGAAGCAUUACAGCCUCUUUCCGCACAGGGGAGAUGCUUGGGGAAAGAAGCUGGAGGCCCAGCUUCUAAGCAGGGACUGGGAACUGCUGAGCCAGGAGGAGCUGGCUCUAUGGCUGAGCUACUAUCCAGCCGAGCAGCAGCAGAGGGAGGGGGGCCGCCUCAGGACAGGGAGCCGGCCGGUGGGAGCUGAUCCGGACGAGGAGGAGCCGAGCCUGUACAGAUCAGCUCUGGACAGCAGCCUUCUCCACACCCUCUCUGAGAAGCAGCAGACGUCUUCCAGUUCUCCAGAAAACGCAGACGUUACAAUGGAGGUGUGCCGGCCAGCAGCGAGUGGGAGCCAACUGUUAGAUACUCACAACAACACCAAAUAUGAGAGCUUCCCAGACAGUGAUCCUGAUGCCAGUGGAACACAGGCUCAGUCUACAGCUAACCCUCUCAUGGAACAGUUAGACUCGGCUCUGCUGGCAGAGCUCUCCAGCAUCACAGACUCUCCAGCUCAGCCUGAGAAGAAUCUCCACGGUAUCCGUGGUAACGGGAGAGCCCCGUCCUGUUACAGUACCCCACGCAGCCCGGGCGUACGCCGGCAUGUGAUGCCGGCCAUGAGAGAGGCCGGUCUCCCAGACUUCCCCGUCUGCAUGGCUGAGAGUUUCACCACACCACCAGGAAAGCCCCCCCCUUUCAAGGCAGAAUCGGCCAGCAGUCCAGAGGGCUUCAUCACGGCCAGCCAGGAGGAAGAGCUGGUAGACCCCAUCUUUCCCAGCUUCACGGCCCACAGAGGCUGCAGCACUGAGGAAGAGGAAGGACCCGAGCAGAGUGAAGAGAGGCAGAAUGGAGGCAGUCAAAGCCCAGCGAGGGUGUACGACGAGGAGGAGGAGGAGGGUGCUCAAGAGAAGCUCAUGGAAAUGCAGAGAGAAUCACAGCUGCAGGGCAAGACUGGAGGAGAAAACAUGGUGAUGGAGGAGGAGAAAGGAGGCGAGCAUGUUGAGGAAGAGGAGCAGCAUGGCUCCGAGUGUAGUGGUGAGAACCAACAGACCAUCAAAAACAUGAAUAUCUCUAAGUAUAUUUAUGGAUUCCUUAUCAACAAUAUUAUGUUGUUGGUUUUCUUUUUUUUUUUAAAUAGCCGACAUUGUAAGUGGAUUAUUUUUAAUUUCUAAAACAUAUUCUAUACAUUUAACAGCAAACAAUAUAAAACAUACUUGAACUAAACUCUCAAAUAUAAAAAUAAAAACAAUACACCCCCGCCACCACCCUCAGUUAGGAUCGGUAAUAAAAAGAUACGAUAAGACCAGCCGUCCUCGACUCGGCCUCUAGUUUGAUCGGGAACAGUAUCGCAGUACGAAAGCUCACUAUCAUUCCAAAAUACUUCAUUACUUGGAUCGGUUUGUCCACUCAGGGGAGCUCGUUGCCGACACAGUGGCGGCAGAUCAGAAGGAGGAGCUCGGGGCGUCUCCCGGGUCACAGAAAAGUCCCAGUUUAUUGGAGGACACCAACAGGUGGGGAACAGGGGCUGUGUCCGUCUCAAUGCUACACACACACAUUUACAGUUACAAACAUGCCGGCUGCGUCUACCGCCUGCGUGUUCUCUUUUUUCAGAGCUCACUCGACACUAGACGACGUGCUGCUGGGCUUUGGCAUGGAGGGCACCGGAAGGAGCACCCCAACGAGUAAAGUGGUCCACGAGCUGUGAGUAUCCAGUGCAGCUAAAUAAUAAGUGACAGCAAAGAGAAUCAUGCAGUUAAUCGGUUUCUCUGGCAGGAAAACAUAAGAAACUAAAUAUAGUGAUGGAGUGCCUCCCGUGUCUAGGUGUCAGCUGUUUGAAGGGCAGAGUGGAGGCGAUGAAGGACACCCGACGGGAGACUACGCACACGUCGGCAGCUCCAGUGAUGACUCGGCCUCCACUGGCAGACGCACGUGCUCUCGAAACACCCCGGCUCUGCACAUGUGACGCGGUCACGGCUGUGGUGACGCGCUCAAAGUCAAACACGGGCGUUCAUGACCCGAGCGUUUCCACAGCAGGCCCGGCUCCUCGGGAGCCAGAAAUGUUCUUUCAUAUUGUUACGGUUCCUGUUGUGGACUUCACAGGGAGGUUUGGUUCGUAGCGCACCGUUGCUGGUUUGCUGCGGGGUUUAGGGUUUGUUAUUCUGGAAUGUUUUCAGCUGCUGACGCUCUGAAUGAACCGACUAUCAGUCAGAGCCGUCAUCAUUUGUAUCGUUUAAAGAUUUGUUAAAAAAUCCUUUUUGACGCUGGCAGAGAAGAAGUCCCCUUCAAGUUUUAGACAUUAUUUAUUUUACAUUUUGUCGUUUUGGGAAAUAAAAAUCAUAAACAAGA
Molecule: messenger RNA, 3673 nt
Organism: Pseudoliparis swirei
Lineage: Eukaryota; Metazoa; Chordata; Actinopteri; Perciformes; Liparidae
Product: inactive serine/threonine-protein kinase TEX14-like
Exons: 9
Coding region: 487-2499 (670 amino acids)
Biological process (GO): mitotic spindle assembly checkpoint signaling; male meiotic nuclear division; protein phosphorylation
Cellular component (GO): kinetochore; midbody; intercellular bridge
Molecular function (GO): protein kinase activity
Source: RefSeq, a predicted model, not a curated record